Molecule: messenger RNA, 897 nt
Organism: Symsagittifera roscoffensis
Lineage: Eukaryota; Metazoa; Xenacoelomorpha; Acoela; Convolutidae
Exons: 1
Coding region: 1-897 (298 amino acids)
Source: RefSeq, a predicted model, not a curated record
AUGUCAACACCUGCUAGUGACAUGAGCAACGUGACGCUCAAUCUUCCUACUUUGAAGCGAUCAAGAAGUGCUAACAUCGGUGUCAUUACCCGAUCGGAAAAUGCCGUCUCAGCAAUCUUCAACAAAGAGGCAUCUGCUCUAACCUACAAGGAAAUUGGAACUCUCAAUGCCAAUCUCACGAUGUGUGAACGAAAGAAAAAGGAACUGGAAGAGCUUAAUCAGCAAAUUUCAAAUGUUCUAAACGAUGAUGAAGAUGCACUUGAAGUUGAAUUGGAAGAAGCUGAGAAAAUCUACCUUCAAGUAGAUUGUUUGAUGGAAAUGAUCUCAACCAUGUUAGAUGACCGAGGAAAAUAUUCAACUGAAUCGGGCAAAGAUGACGACAGCGCAAGCGGAACAGGAUCCUACAAAUCCACUUCCCAACGUGGUGCUGGUCGAAAUCAAGAUACUUGCCUGAAUUUGCCGAAACUGAAUUCGCCAACAUUUAGCGGAAGGUAUGAUCAAUGGCUACCUUUCUUAGAUUCCUUUGAUGGAGCAGUUCACUCAAAUGCAUCGCUGUCUGAUGUUCAGAAACUGCAAUACCUAAAGGGUGCCCUCAAGGAUGAACCGUUUCGUUUGCUAUCCCACUUGCCUACUACAAACGCGAACUACUCAGUCGCAAGGGAACUUCUAAAGGAUCGAUAUGCUGAUGUCAAGAUGAUCUCACACGCUCACUUGGAAGCAAUUUUUGAACUCACUCUAAUGAAGCAUGAGUCAUCCGCUGCAAUAUGUCGCUUGAUUAUUACCUACACGGAAAACACGAUGGCACUGUCAGGACUUGGACUAAAAAUUGAUCAAUGCGAUUUGAUCUGGGUUCACGUUUUGGCCGAGAAAUUAGAUCCUGAAACUAGAAGACAAUGA